Messenger RNA from Coregonus clupeaformis (lake whitefish), 1292 nucleotides. RefSeq names its product probable low affinity copper uptake protein 2. Bases 229 to 708 code for a protein of 159 amino acids. Gene Ontology annotation, cellular component: membrane. The transcript has 4 exons. Gene Ontology annotation, molecular function: copper ion transmembrane transporter activity. Gene Ontology annotation, biological process: copper ion transmembrane transport. Lineage: Eukaryota; Metazoa; Chordata; Actinopteri; Salmoniformes; Salmonidae. The record is from RefSeq and is a predicted model, not a curated record.
GGGAUAGAAUGCAAGAAUUGACAUGUAUUAUGUACCAACGUAUCCCCACGGUUCGUGUCAUGGUGAAACUUGCACUCCUCUAGAUUUGAAAAAAUUGAAUGGUGAAACAACCAGAAAAGCAAGGUGAAGCAAUUCCGGCAUUCUUGGAAGUCAGGACAAUUCUUAUCCUGCAAAGAAACCCAUAUCUCUCAUCCGUCGUCAGUAUUGUGGAAUAAUUAUAAUGUUAAGAUGACCUUCGAGGCAGGGAGUAGAGUGACGCUACUGUUUGACUUCUGGGUUGUGCACAGACCCGCAGCAGGGAUGGUGCUGUCUGUGUUCGUGGUCAUCCUGUUGGCAGUGUUCUACGAGCUGCUGAAGGUCUGGAAGGUCCAGCUGGGGAAGCCCUUAGAGCAGCCCACUCAGCCAGCCUUCCCACUGCCGUUACCCCCUCCCCUCCCCUCCUCAGACUGCCAGGGAAGCAGCGCUGUGUUAGCCAGUAGCCUGUCGGAGUCUUCUCUGGCCCCCACGAAAUGGAAUGCUCGCACUCCCUCUCCCAUGAACAGAUGGCGUCUCCAUGGUAUCCAGACAGCCCUGCACAUCCUGCAGGUGACUCUGGGCUACAUGCUGAUGCUGUGUGUCAUGUCCUACAAUACCUGGAUCUUCCUGGGGGUCAUCUUGGGCUCUGUCCUGGGAUACUUCAUAGGGGUCCCUCUACUGGGUCAAAUCUGAUCAAACAUAGGAAUCAAGAGUCCUUUUCCUGGACUAUAGAUCUACAGGGACUAAAUAUCCCAUACCUGUUGGUCAAAGAUGUGCUCUGAAGAGCAUAUCAUAGAACCUCCCAUGGUGUUUGUCAUUCUGACUCUGCUGUGCACUGAUGGGCAAUAUAUCUUCCUGUGACUGUGUCGCUUAUCAAGUUACCUGAAGUGGAAGGUAGUUCCAGUAUUUCUUCCCAACUUAUACAUGAUCUUAAUGUAGAUGUGAGAAGUAAAAAGCAAGAUGGAGACUUCCAUAUAGUGACACAGAUGUACACAGAGUAUAGCAUGGUAGAUGAGUGAUCGAGCACACCCAUGGUACCUUUUUAUCACGAGAAGUUUCAUGAAGUUUUACAUGUGUUCAAGCAAGGCAACUGUUACCCUGUACUAUGUACUACUGUAAUAUACAUAUCCACAGUCAUCAUUUUGAGCAGGGCCCGUGAGUAGCUAUAGUGCUUGAGUUCAAUAUUGUCAUGUUGCUUUUGUUAAUCAUUUGCAAGAGAGCCACUAGAGAAACCAACUAUUUAGUGCCUUUGAUAUCCAAUAAACAUUUCAGAUGCA